Molecule: messenger RNA, 7929 nt
Organism: Centropristis striata (black sea bass)
Lineage: Eukaryota; Metazoa; Chordata; Actinopteri; Perciformes; Serranidae
Product: NLR family CARD domain-containing protein 3-like
Exons: 16
Coding region: 547-5283 (1578 amino acids)
Molecular function (GO): protein binding
Source: RefSeq, a predicted model, not a curated record
UACUUCAUUCACCACUGGUGAAGUGUUUUGAUUUACAGCACAAACAGAUUAUUUCACGGCUCAAAUUCUUGAUCAAGUCUCAACAUUAUAUUUAAUAAUAACGCUGAUAUUUAGCAGCUGCUUUCAGCCUGGAGAUGUUUUAUGAACUCGGCUUCAGUUCUCCAGACGGAGACAAACAUCUCACAUCUGCUUUAAUAUUUCUGACUUUUUCUUUCCCUUUUAUCUGAAUCUCUCCUCCUGAAUGAAGUGUUGUUGGAUGUCUCUGUGCAGCAGCACUCAGCAUUAUUGUUUGGGUGGAUUUAGAGAAGUUUCCCUGUGAGCCAGCAGAGGGCAACAGAUCUCCUGACAUGACUCAGGGUGACUCCGUCAGUCAUCAUCAGGACGUUUCUCCAGGAGAAAUGAUGCAGAUGUGCUGAUGGAUGAUUGUUGUGAUGCUUGCAGCUCUGCAGAUGAAGGAACAAAGUCUCUGUGAGCUGAUGUGGAUGUGAAUUCAGCAGCAACUAACAAGAUCCUCCAGUCAGACUCUGUGUGUACAGGUCCUCCAUUAUGGACUCUGCUAUGGAUCAGUGUGAGGACACAGAGGACGGAGUCCGUCCCUCUAAAACCGCUCUGUGUGAGGACCAGGACGGCCAGACAGAAGCUCACAGGGUCCAGCAGCAGAGACCAGAGUCUCCUGGACCGAGCUGUCUGUCCUUCAAGAGCGACCGAUCAAAAGGCGACUUCAUUAACUUUAAAAGACACUCUCCACCUGACGAUCAGAGGGUCCAGCAGCAGAGACCAGAGUCUCCUGGACCGAGCUGUCUGUCCUUCAAGAGCGACCAAUCAAAAGACCACUUCAUUGACUUUAAAAGACAAACUUCAUCUGAUGAUCAGAGGGUCCAGCAGCAGAGACCAGAGUCUCCUGGACCGAGCUGUCUGUCCUUCAAGAGCGACCAAUCAAAAGACCAUUUCAUUGACUUCAAAGGACAAACUCAAUCUGAUGAUCAGAGAGUGGAUCAGGAGAGCUCAGAGGUUCCCGGAGGUCAGUCUGCCUGGCAGCAUCAGACAGACCUGGACUCCAUAUUUAUGCUGCUGGAGGAGAACAUCGUCAUGUUUGUGAAGAACGAACUGAAGAAGAUCCAGAAGGUUCUGAGUCCAGAUUACCCAGAAUGCUUGGAGAGUCAGAGGGAGGAUGAGGAUGAGAAGGAUGAGGAGCAGAGGAGGAGCAGCAGAGAGGCCUUUCUGAAGAUCACACUGCACUUCCUGAGGAGAAUGAAUCAGAAGGAGCUGGCUGACUGUCUGCAGAGCGAAUUUCUUGGUAGGCUCACACUUAAAUCCAACCUGAAGAAGAAGUUCCAGUGUGUGUUUGAGGGGAUCUCUAAAGCAGGAAACCCGACCCUUCUGAAUCAGAUCUACACAGAGCUCUACAUCACAGAGGGAGGGACUGCAGAGGUCAAUAGGCAACAUGAGAUCAGACAGAUUGAAACAGCAUCCAGGAAAACAGACAGACCAGAAGCAAGAAUCAGUCAAGAAGACAUCUUUAAAGCCUCACCUGGAAGAGAUGAACCAAUCCGAACAGUGCUGACAAAGGGAGUGGCUGGCAUUGGGAAAACAGUCUUAACACAGAAGUUCACUCUGGACUGGGCUGAAGACAAAACCAACCAGGACAUCCACUUCACAUUUCCAUUCACUUUCAGAGAGCUGAAUGUGCUGAAAGAGAAAAAGUUCAGCUUGGUGGAACUUGUUCAUCACUUCUAUCCUGAAACCAAAGAAGCAGGAAUCUGCAGGUUUGAAGAGUUCCAUGUUGUGUUGAUCUUUGACGGUCUGGAUGAGUGUCGAUUUCCUCUGGACUUCCACAACACUCAGAUCCUGACUGAUGUCACAGAGUCCACCUCAGUGGAUGUUCUGCUGACAAACCUCAUCAGGGGGAAACUGCUUCCCUCUGCUCGCCUCUGGAUAACCACACGACCUGCAGCAGCCAAUCAGAUCCCUGCUGACUGUGUUGACAUGGUGACAGAGGUCAGAGGGUUCACUGACCCUCAGAAAGAGGAGUACUUCAGGAAGAAAUUCAGAGAAGAGGAGCAAGUCGGCAGAAUCAUCUCCCACAUCAAGACAACACGAAGCCUCCACAUCAUGUGCCACAUCCCAGUCUUCUGCUGGAUCUCUGCUACAGUUCUGGAUGUGUUGGAAACCAGAGAGGGAGGAGAGCUGCCCAAGACCCUGACUGAGAUGUACAUCCACUUCCUGGUGGUUCAGACCAAAGUGAAGAACGUCAAGUAUGGAGGAGGAGCUGAGACAGAUCCACACUGGAGUCCAGAGAGCAGGGAGAUGAUUGAGUCUCUGGGAAAACUGGCUUUUGAUCAGCUGCAGAAAGGAAACCUGAUCUUCUAUGAGUCAGACCUGACAGAGUGUGGCAUCGAUAUCAGAGCAGUCUCAGUGUACUCAGGAGUGUUCACACAGGUCUUUAGAGAGGAGAGAGGACUGUACCAGGACAGGGUGUUCUGCUUCGUCCACCUGAGUGUUCAGGAGUUUCUGGCUGCUCUUCAUGUCCAUCAGACCUUCAUCAAGUCUAGAGUCAAUCUGAUGGCAGAAGAACAAACAACCCCCUGGUGGGAUCUAAAUGAUCUCCACAAGAGUGCAGUGGACAAGGCUUUACAGAGUCCAAAUGGACACCUGGACUUGUUCCUCCGCUUCCUCCUGGGUCUUUCACUGGAGACCAAUCAAAGACUCCUACGAGGCCUGCUGACACUAACAGGAAGCGGCUCAACGAUCGAUCUGUCACCCCUAGGAGGCCUGCCAACACAGACAGCAAGUGUCUCAGAGACUGUCCCGACUCUCCAACAAGGCUGGCCAAAACAGAGAGAAAGCAUCUUAAUGACUGAUCUCUCUCAGUUUUGGACCGAAGAUCAGACUCUCCAACAAGACCUGCUGAGACAGAGAUCAGGCAUCUUAAGGACCAAUCUGAAGCUGAUAAAAGGUAUUCAGACCCUCCCAGGAGACCUGCAGAAACAGACAUUAGCAAUCUUAAGGACCAAUCUGACACGAAUAAAAGGUAUUCAGACCCUCCCAGGAGACCUGCAGAAACAGAUAUUGGGCAUCUUAAUGACCAAUCUGACACUAAUAAAAGGUAUUCAGACCCUCCCAGGAGACCUGAAGAAACAGAUAUUGGGCAUCUUAAUGACCAAUCUGAAACUAAUAGAAGGUAUUCAGACCCUCCCAGGAGACCUGCAGAAACAGAGAUUAGACAGAUUAAUGACCAAUCUGAAACUAAUAGAAGGUAUUCAGACCCUGCCAGGAGACCUGCAGGAACAGAGCGUAGCCAUCUUAAUGACCAAUCUGAAACUGAUGAGUAGUCAGAUCAGAUCAGAAUUGAUGAGCCUCUACAUCAAGACACAGUUGGAGAGUAAUCUCUCUCCAGAGAGAAGCAUCAACCUGUUCCACUGUCUGAAUGAACUGAAUGAUCGUUCUCUAGUGGAGGAGAUCCAACAGUCCCUGAGAUCAGGAAGUCUCUCCACAGAUGAACUGUCUCCUGCUCAUUGGUCAGCUCUGGUCUUCAUCUUACUGUCAUCAGAAAGAGAUCUGGACGUGUUUGACCUGAAGAAAUACUUUGCUUCAGAGGAGGCUCUUCUGAAGCUGCUGCCAGUGGUCAAAGCCUCCAACAAAGCUCUGCUGAGUGACUGUAAUCUCUCAGAGAGAAGCUGUGAAGCUCUGUCCUCAGUCCUCAGCUCCCAGUCCUCUAGUCUGACAGACCUGGACCUGAGUAACAACGACCUGCAGGAUUCAGAAGUGACGCUGCUGUGUUCUGGACUGGGGAGUCCACACUGUACCCUAAAAACUCUCAGACUGAGCGGUUGUGUCCUCUCAGAGAGAAGUUGUGAAACUCUGUCCUCAGUCCUCAGCUCCCAGCCCUCUAGUCUGAGAGACCUGGACCUGAGUUACAACGACCUGCAGGAUUCAGGAGUGAAUCUGCUUUCUCCUGGGCUCAAGAGUCUACACUGUACCUUGGAAACUCUCAGCCUGAGUGGUUGUGUACUCUCAGAGAGAAGCUGCGAAGCUCUGUCCUCAGUCCUCAGCUCCCAGUCCUCUAGUCUGAGAGACCUGGACCUGAGUUACAACGACCUGCAGGAUACAGGAGUGAAUCUGCUUUCUCCUGGGCUCAAGAUUUCACACUGUACCCUGGAAACUCUCAGGCUAAGUUGCUGUAAGCUCUCAGAGAGAAGCUGUGAAGCUCUGUCCUCAGUCCUCAGCUUCCAGUCCUCUAGUCUGAGAAUCCUGGACCUGAGUUACAACGACCUGCAGGAUUCAGGAGUGAAUCUGUUGUCUGCUGCAGGGAAGAGUCAACAGUGUACCCUGGAAACUCUCAGGCUGAGUGGAUGUAACCUCUCAGAGAGAAGCUGUGAAGCUCUGUCCUCAGUCCUCAGCUCCCAGUCCUCUAGUCUGACAGACCUGGACCUGAGUAACAACGACCUGCAGGAUUCAGGAGUUAAUCUGCUUUCUCCUGGGCUCAAGAGUCCACACUGUAACCUGGAAACUCUCAGACUGAGUGGCUGUAGCCUCUCACAAGGAAGCUGUGAAGCUCUGUCCUCAGUUCUCAGCCUUCAGUCCUCUAGUCUGAGAGACCUGGACCUGAGUAACAACAACCUGAAGGAUUCAGGAAAGAAGCUGUUGUCUGCUGCAGGGAAGAGUCAACACUGUACCCUCAGGCUGGAGUCUGGUGGAGUCCAGGGGUUAAGACCGGCUCUGAGAAUGUAUUCCUGUGAGCUCACCAUCGACAGAGACACAGUAAACAGAGAGAUCGAAGUGUCUGACAACAACAGGAAGGUGACACACAUGAAGAAUAAUCAGCCACAUCCUGACCAUCCAGAACGCUUUGACCCCUGGCCUCAGCUGCUGUGUAGAGAGGGUCUGACCGGUUGCUGUUACUGGGAGGUCCAGUGGAGAGGAAGAGUUUUUAUAUCAGUGAGUUACAGAGGGAUCAGCAGGAGAGGAGAAAGAGCUGACUGUGUGUUUGGAGAAAACAAUAAGUCCUGGUGUCUGAGCUGCUGUGGUGAUGGUCGUUACUCCAUCGUUCACAAAAAAGGAAUAACAGCCAUUUCCUCCUCCUCCUCCUCCUCCUGCUCCUCCUCCAUGGCUUACCACAGAGCAGCAGUGUUUUUGGACUGUCCUGCUGGCACUCUGUCCUUCUACAGAGUCUCCUCUGACACACUGAUCCACCUCCACACCUUCAACACCACAUUCACUGAGCCUCUCUAUCCUGGUUUUGGGUUCUGGGCUGGUUCAUAUGGCUCCUCACUGUCUCUGUAGGAGGGAGACUCUCUUCUUGUCCGACCACAAACUGUAUAUAUAAAGAUAGACGACUUCACGUCCUCCGGCUCUACAAAGGGUAUUUUUUUAUGCACGGAAGUCAAACUGUUUUGGCUUCAUGCAACACUGAGCAGCUUUCAUAGGAAGGAACAGAGCACCACCUCCAACACUGUAUCAGUUCUCUUUAUACAUCCAUGGGAACGUCUGGUGAUAAAACUGCAGCUCAAACAGAACUUUUCCAGGAGCAUUUAGUGACUUGUGGUGUUCCCCAGGGCUCCGUCCUUGGCCCCUUGUUUUUAUUUGUUUAAAUUAUUGCAAACAAAGUCCAACUGUGUUCAACCACAGAAUGUAAACAAAGAGGUGAACGUCUCACUUCCCGCUGUACAACACUGAGGCCUAAAUAUCCGGAUACAGGCACUGCCAUCUUGUUCUGGUGAAGUCACACAGAGCCAGAGUCUGCACAGUUGAAACAAAUGCUUUUUCCCAAAGUCCAGGAUGCUUCCUUGAUACGACGGGUCCUUCUUAGUUGGGUCCUAGAGAGGCAAGGCAAGACUUCUUCCAAUCAUCAGUAUAACACACAGAUGGAAAGACCUUGUGAUGCUGCAGGUAUGCUUGAUUGCCUAACUGGACAGGUCCUACAGUUCCUUAAGUGCUACAAUUUCCUUGGAAAUUCACUGAAAUAAGGAUUUUGUCCUCAGUAGAAUUCUAAGGAUUCUUGACAUCAGAACAGUCCUUUGGCAUAUGUUGAUAAUUUAUUAUCCAUUAAUUUCAGCUGUUUGAGGAUCCUUCCUUGACUUUGGGAUGCACCCAAAGAGUGGGGCAAUAUUGAGUGCCCUCCGAAACACAAGUCAAUUAUAGUCAUCAAUCAUGACGUUAUUGCCCUGUUUUUAUAGAAUCAAAUAACUAAUUUGAACCAAACUGAUCAGAAAAAUGAAUGGUUACAUAACUUGUGCUGUGGACCAGAUGUUUUGGCCUCACUUGUGGGGAGCUGUCAUGCUGGCCAACUUUAUAUAUAGUAUGUGGUCUGUAGAGGAAAUGGAUUUAUAAAGAGAACUGGAUACAGUGUUGGAGGUGGGGCUCUGUUUAUUCCUAUGAAAGCUGCUCAGUGGCACAUGAGGCCAAAAUGUUCUAUUGGGUUGCUCCAACAUGCAAACUAAAGACUCUGUUUAAACGUUCCGCUAACUUUAUUGAAAAUAAAAUGAUUUAAUCGUACAGCUCCUCUAGACUUUCUGAAUCCUAUUGGACCAAAUUUAUCAAAUUCUGAUGAUGAAACAAGUCAUUUCAGGGGUUGUGAUGUACAGGAUCACAAACUGUAUAUUUAUUUUACAACUCGAUGCACUCUUAGUGCCUUCCGUUGAUUUCUAGCGUGACAGCUGCACUUUCUGCUCCUCUUUAACUUAAAACCCAGUGGUGAGAGUAAUGCAUUUCUAAUUACUAAGUACUACAGACUACAGAGGACAGACUGGAUCACAGACUAGAUCACAGACCAGACCGCAGGCCAGACUACAGACUGGAUCACAGACAUGAUGACAGUCUGGAUGACAGACCGGAUCACAGAUGGGAUGUAAUAUAUUUUUUCUAACUGUUGUUUUUGUAUUUUCAAACACAUAUCAAGUGGUGAAUAAGGCAACCAAUUUUUCUAACUCUUGCGCACUAACUCUUGCGCACUUCACUUAAACUGCCUUGUCCAAAAAUGCUUAUUUUGUAUAUGGUCAGUAUUGUGACAUCUUUAUGUAUGUUUUUGAUUACAAACAAGGGUGAUUGUACUGUGACAAGUUGGGCAGCAUUUUUUGAUGCACUAUUUUAAUAUCUUUAUUGAAGAUUUCUGGGGGAUUGUAAUGCGAUAGAUAAUAUCCCUUGUGAAGUAAUGCUCCCACUAAAGUCUAUUAUGUCACAUCGCUACUCAGCCCAUGUUUCCAACUCAUUCUCAGGGCUCAACUGUUGAAAUGAUUCUAUGUGUAAUUUCCCAGUGGUGAACCAUGGUGGCUAACUGCUAAUGGAGAAAGUAAUUAGCCUUUAUGUAUAGAAAAUACUGCUUUAGUUUUUUAAACAGAUAUUUAGAGGGAUAGUUUGGGUUUUGAAAGUGACCUUGUAUUAGGUACUUUUUCCACUUGUAUCACUUUAAGUGUACACUAUAUUCACAAUAUUUUCACUGCUUCAUCGUGCUGCCAGACAGUCCCUCCAGAUGGGGAAUUGAAGCUGUUAUAUCCAUCUAUGCUCUCUUCAAAACCACCACACCCCAUUGCCAUGAACAAUAAUUAACCCUGCAGAACACGUUGAGUGUACACAGUACACAAACGAGAAAUUUGCCCAAUGGUGUGUCAUAAAAUGUGAACAGCGUCAUUCUUCUGCAAAACAUAGCUUUGAUGAACCAAAGUCCAUUCAGAAAGCAAUUUAAAAGUUAGUUUAGGUAAAUGUUUGCUUGUCGUCCUGCAGACAGAUCUGACGAAGCAUGAAUCAGCUUCACUUAGUAGCUUUUUCAGAGUACUUUUUAUCCGUUUAUUGCAUUUAAAUAACAAUUUGUUUAUUUUUGGUACAUAUUGAUGUGUGCUUCACAACACUUGAUUUUAUUGUCUUUAUUAUCUUCAUUGUCAUAUAUUCAUUUAUAAUCCUUCAUUUAUCAUUAGUCAACAGGAAUUUAAAUAA